CUCCUCCUCCUGCACUUGUCAAAGGGCACCGAUCGCAAAUGACAUCACAGUUGUGUCCGCAGACUCACACGCAAAUCAUACUGGGACAAUCCAUUUAAUUAUCAAAGAAGCAGGAUUUUUUUCUUCUUUUUUGUAAAACUGCCUUUUUAGUCAUUAGAUGCCAACAUGCUUCCGUUCAAGAGAACUUUUGACAGCGAAAAGCAGCAGCUGCAGGAGCUCAACAGCAGACUUGCCCAGUAUCUAUCCAGAACCAAGCAGCUGGAGCAAGAAAAUGCGCAUCUUAUUACUGAAAUAAAUGAGCUGAGACAGGUGAGGAGGACCGCGGAAUGGGGGCAGAAAUGCAAAGCUGAGAUGCAGGAUCUGCGGAGAAUGGUGGGGCAGCUGUCGUUUGAAAAGUCCCAGGCUGAGAUGGAGAGGGAGAAGCUAUGGCGAGAGUUGCAGACGGUCCAAUCUAUGUGCAGCGAGCAGACUGAGGUGUGCAGUGACAUCAGCGGAGAGCUGAAAGGCUGCGAGAAGGAACUCCACCAAGCUCACAAGAUCAACAGUGAUCUCCAGCAGCGCUUAUUGCACCUCGAGAAUGAGUAUAAAUGCUUAGAGGACGCGCACAGGCGUGAGAUGGACCACCUUCAGCAUCAGGUAGAGUCCCGGGUGGUGCCCACCAUUACGCAAACUUACCGUGGGCCGUCGGUGGUCACCGUGGAAGAGGUGCAAGAGUACGCCCGCGGUCUAUCUGAGGGAUGGAUCGAGACAUUUGAAAUGUACCAACAGAAGGUGGAAGAGAUGGAGCAGUCGAUUAAAGCGGACCAGGCGAAACUGGGUGAUCUGCAGAAGGAAAAGAUGAUGUAUGCUUCUGAGUUGGGCAAAUUACGCACAGAGGCGGAAAAACAGGGCCAGAUUCAAAUGCGUCUUGAGGAGCAACUGAUGCACAUGCAGGAAAAAUUCCACGUGGACUUAAGUCAAUAUCAGAUAAUUAUUGAGCAGCUGGAACAUGAGAGAAACAUGCUUGCUGAUGCCAUGGCAGAGAAGAUGAGAGAGCAUCAGCACCUUCUCCAGGUGAAGAUGGAUCUGGGCAUAGAGGUGGCUGCUUACAGGGCUCUCCUGGAAGGUGAAAGAACUGGUCUGCAAGAUGCUCAUAGGAGGAUGAAUCAACAUCAUAGGGAAAGAAUUAUAGAUAUCAAGCUGCCUGCUCAACCCUACACUCCAAGGGCUUCCACCUUAACCACCAGACAACGUAUGGACCUCAGGUAUGCGUCACCAUCAAACCUAAGAAGAUCUCCUGUUCGUCCCUCAGGAUCCAUAAGUCCCUCCAGGGUCAUUCCCAUUUCAGUUGAAGGGAGAGCUCGCCAUCAAAGUCCAGCAUCCAGAAGGGAUAUGAUCUCAUUCAGCAAAGCCCAGGCUUCUGCCUCUGCUGCUACUACCAAAGAUAAACAGACAGGCCAGAGAGAAAACCGAAUGAAUCAAAGUGUGCAGAAAACGGCGACAGAGGAGAAAACUCUGAAACUCAAACAGAUGUCUCAAGAGAGUCAAAUCAGUAGAGUGCUGUCACCGCCAAUGAUGAGCUUCAGCACAAAAACAGAGACAGAAAGCAAAAAGCAUGUGUGGAAUGAGAGCGAGAAAGGCAGCGCUCACGAUGAGUUCAAAGACAAAGGGAGAGUAGAGUCUACAACAGUCCCAACAGAGAAAAAGAUAUUAGACUCUGUAUCUGUGGAAGAGAUCAUUGAGAAAGUGAUAAAACCAGCAGGUUUAGAAGCUAAAGUCUGCUCAUCAGGAGACUCAAAACUCAGAUAUCAUGUGGAGAAAACGGAGCAGGAAGACGGCACAACUAAGACACAGAUUGUGCUGGAGUCCAAAGUGGAGGAAGAGCUGGAUGUUUCUGAGGACUCAGCCUUGGAAGAACUCCUUGGUCAAGGUAUGAAGAAGGUGUCACUGGAAGACAUAGAGGAUACAGCAACAGGAAGCAUGAUCAAGAAUUUGCUAAGCAGCCUUCAAGGUGGACAAAACCUACAAAACAAGUCUGUCAAUGUGGAAAUCAUUGAGGAACCUAUAGAGUCGCACAGUGAUGAGGAGCUUGAGGUUGAACAGAAAAGCAGAUCUAGUUUUUAUGAGCCUUCAGCAUACUUCCAAAUUGAGGAGCUAGAAAAUGCCUCUCGUGACACUCGACUAGAGAGGAGUGAUGACACCAUGAAAUCCUCCUCAGGAGGGGCAGAUCAGUUCGCUGGUGGAUCUGUAAAAGUCUAUGAGGUCUCUAGAGAGAGAGGUUCUCCACAUUUCUCCCAUGACCAAGAAUCUAAUGAGUAUUUUGUGUCUACACCAGAUGACAACCUCUCUGAGCCCGAGGAGGCUGGAGGGAUAAUGUCAUAUGGCCACUACGGCAUCGUAGAUGACCUGUCUGAUGAAAGGUAUUAUCAAGAUGAAAGCCUUCCCCAGAAAAGAGUGAUUGUAGAAGAAAGUGAUGAAUAUAAGUACAUGUCAGAUGAUCGCUCGUUUGCCAAAGAGAGUUUACCAGAGUGCAUCAUUGAAGAAGAGGUGCGUGUCUCGCCUGUAGUGCAAGAGUCUGUUCUUGGGUACCUGAGAGAGGACUCUUUGGAGCCCAAAGAACAGCUGAAGGGAGCUCUGGAGAAGCUACAAAGCUCAGUGUCGGGUCCGCUGAAGGAGGAGUUGGCUUUCCUUACAAAAAUGACUACUGAAAGUCCUCAGAAAGUAGCUGUCAAAAAAGUGGAACAGUCAAGUGAUAAUGGAACCAUGACAAUAGUUGCAGAGCUAAAUGUCUCUCAAACCCUUGAAGAUUCUGGGUUGCUGGAUGCAGAUGAUGAUGUUUCUGAAGAGCAAAUCAUGGCAGCUCUUAGAUCUUCUAAUCUGGGCUUUGAGAAAGCCUUCCAGGAAGGGGCAGGAGAAGGGUACAGUAUAAGAGUUGCUAAAGAAGAAGUUGCUCAUGGUGGAGGCUUUGAAGGUUUCAGCAGCGAAGGAGAAUCUGCAUCUGAAAUAAUCGAGAAACGCCUUGAACUGGGUCCAUCAGAGAAGUCCUUCACCUUUAAGAUGGACGUAGAGGACAGUCAUGCUGAGGCGAGCUCCGAGACCCCGCUGAAGACUUCCCACGAGAAAAGAGUUGCAACAGUUUUCCUGGAAAGCCCUUUCGAGGACUGAGAAUGUAAUCAGACAUACUUUCAAAUUCAGUAAUUGCCAAAGUGAAGAUUUAGAGGUUGUGCUAAUGAAGCAGCUCACACACAUGGCAGUUAUACUGGCAGCAGAUGCUGUAACAAUGCUGCAAGUUCUGCAAACAAAAAUACCUAAAUGAUUUUGGAGUGAUGUUUUACAAUACUAGGAAUUCAAACAGACAAAUAGUUUUUGUAUGAAUUAUGACCAUGCUACUACUAAAACACUUAAUACUAACUAAUAUAAGCUAGAUGAAGUUUUGACAGAAUCAUCUUCACACUGCUGCAACUUACUGUGUGGGAUACUGGUGUGUGCUGUAUUAGUAUGUUUGAUUGUUUCAUGACAUACAGUUUAUCUUCUAAAUGCUUUGCUUACUCUCUUUAGAUUUAUAUUUUUGUAUUAACUAGUUCUGCAGACCUUAAACAACCCAUUCUGCAGUUUACAGUGCAGCAUCAAGUCAGCCAUUACUUCAUGGCUACAUCUACCUUUAUUUUGAGUCUCCUGGAUCAACAUUCAGUGCAGAUCAACACAAGGCAUUUUGAGAUAUGAGGUGCAGUCACAGGCUUUAACUUCUUCUUGUGUUCUUUUUUCACCACCUUUACAAAAAUGGAAUGAUGUUAGUACAUGCUGCAUCCUGGAUGCACUGGUUUAUUUUAAGAAGACGUCACUAAUAUGUACAGAAUGUUGUUAAGCAUGUUGCAAAAACUAGAUUUGAUACUGGGAGUGGGGGAAAAAAAACAAUGUCUUAAACAUGGUGUACAAAAGUAGAUCUAAAAAAAUUCUAGUGUUAAAUUUACCUUUUCUCCCAAGUAAGGUAUUUUUUAUAAAAAAUAAAAUCUAUCUUUCAAUCAACAUGACAAGCACUAAUAGUGCUUUAACAAGCUGUACCUUUACAUAAGUGGAAUGCACCACUGCUAUACCGUCUAGUCUGAAACAUGGGAUUGGAAAUUUGGAAAUCAAAAACUGGAGACAAUAAAAAAAAAGAAAACAAAAGAAAACAAAAGAACAGUGCAAAAUAAACAAACAAAAACUAUUAAAAGCAAUGAUUAGAAGUAGGAUAAUAAUAUCUGGUUUUGAUCUGUGUCGCAUAUGUCACCUUUUAUUAAUCCACAUUUGUUGGCUUUCACUGCAUUAGCAUGAAGGAUUCAACUUUGCUCUGGCCUAAGAGCAUGUUUAUGACCGUCACUAUUUUUGGAGCAUCAGAUUAGAGGCAUCAAGUGUUCACUACGGUUUGUUGUGAUGUGUGCUUGUUGCAGAGGCAGAAAUGGAACACUAAUAACAAUCUAAUACGUCUUGUAUAUUUCCUUGGCUGUUUAAUUUACACUUUACUGAGCAAUGUCUUUGCAGAUUAACUUUUUGAUGUUAUGUUUUCAAAUGCAGACAUUUUUUCGUGUGAAAGCCAAGCUUCCAUUAGAAGUCUUUUCUUUCUCACAUACAAACACAUCAAUAAACUUGUUAUGACACCUUUAUUAGUAAUAUUUAUCAGGUAACUGCAUCUGUACAACCUGGAUACUAUGUCCCAACAGAAAUCUGCACACACAAACACACACGCACACACACAUAUAUAUAUAUAUAUAUAUAUAUAUACAGAUGUCAUUUUGUUGAGAAAAAAAAAAUAAAGUUGCUUUGGUUGGCACUACUUCCAGCCCUUAGUUGAACAUUGAUAAAUAUUUUAGCAUCAUUAAAACCUAUAAUGGAAUGAUUUGUACGAGUAUUUUUUUAAAGUUUACUCAUUUUUACAUUGCAUGCCAACUUAAAAAAAAAAAGUUUUUGACUCACACCUUCAAGAUAUCAGUUACAAAGUGCAAAGUGUAGAAAAAGAUAUAUAAGAACAAGAGUGAAGACCAGUCAUUUAAGAGUCAGAUGUGGAUUUUUCACUGUUACCAGAUGGUACAGCUGCAAAUGUGUCCAUUUUCUUUUCCUUUCUGCUGUGCCUGUGUUGUCUGUCAACCACCUCUGGUGCCCUGAAAACAUCAUAAUGAAUUGUGUCAUCACCAAAACA
This is a messenger RNA of Melanotaenia boesemani (Boeseman's rainbowfish), 5155 nucleotides long. RefSeq names its product synemin, intermediate filament protein (gene synm). Gene Ontology annotation, biological process: fast-twitch skeletal muscle fiber contraction; intermediate filament cytoskeleton organization. Gene Ontology annotation, cellular component: intermediate filament; costamere; sarcolemma. The transcript is spliced from 4 exons. The record is from RefSeq and is a predicted model, not a curated record. Lineage: Eukaryota; Metazoa; Chordata; Actinopteri; Atheriniformes; Melanotaeniidae. Gene Ontology annotation, molecular function: structural constituent of cytoskeleton; vinculin binding; intermediate filament binding. Bases 166 to 3144 code for a protein of 992 amino acids.